Hemicordylus capensis (graceful crag lizard) is the source of this 2345-nucleotide messenger RNA. It is a transcript of the gene MED17, whose product is annotated as mediator complex subunit 17. Gene Ontology annotation, cellular component: core mediator complex; mediator complex. Gene Ontology annotation, biological process: regulation of transcription by RNA polymerase II. NCBI's taxonomy places the organism in Eukaryota, Metazoa, Chordata, Lepidosauria, Squamata, Cordylidae. Gene Ontology annotation, molecular function: transcription coregulator activity. Bases 193 to 2142 code for a protein of 649 amino acids. The transcript has 12 exons. The record is from RefSeq and is a predicted model, not a curated record.
GACUUCCGCCUUCGGCGGGCAGCAGGGCGCGUGCGCAUACGCACAGAACUCAACUGCCCCGUGUGUCCCUUAGCGGUCGCCGUAGCUCCCCACGCGCACGCUCGCUAGUGCUGCUGGUGAGUUCCCUUCCCCACCCACUCCCCGGCUCUGUAUUCUCCUGCCGUAUUGAGUCCUGCUGGGGCGCCGGAGAAGAUGGCGGGGGUCCCGGCGGUGCGGAUCAGCAUCGAGUCGGCCUGCGAGAAGCAUGUGCAGGAGGUGGGCCUGGACGGGAGCGAGACUUACCUGCAGCCGCUCUCCAUGUCGCAGAACUUGGCCCGCCUGGCUCAGCGCAUCGACUUCAGCCAGGGCAGCUCCGGCUCCGAGGAGGACGAGCCCGCCGGGGCCGGAGGACGAGAGUGGCCGGGCGGAGGCGGCGGAGAGAACGACGAGGAAGAGGAGGGUUUGGUAAAAUUUCAGCCUUCUCUCUGGCCUUGGGAUUCAGUGCGAAAUAACCUGAGAAGUGCCUUGACCGAGAUGUGUGUGCUCUACGAUGUUCUCAGCAUUGUAAAAGAUAAAAAAUUUAUGACUCUGGAUCCAGUUGUGCAAGAGCAACUUUCCCAAAAGCAGAAUCCUCAAGUUUUACAGUUGAUGUCCAAGAAGAAGUCAUUAGCUGGAGCAGCCCAAAUCCUAAUGAAAGGAGCAGAAAGGCUAUCAAAAUCAGUUGCAGAGAGCCAGGAAAACAAGCGGCAGAGAGACUUCAACUCUGAAUUACUAAGACUACGACAGCACUGGAAGCUGAGAAAAGUGGGAGACAAAAUCCUGGGGGACUUGAGUUAUAAAAGUGCAGGGUCUCUGUUUCCGCAUCAUGGCACAUUUGAAGUAAUAAAAAACACAGACAUUGAUCUGGAUAAAAAGAUUCCUGAAGAUUACUGUCCAUUGGAUGUUCAAAUCCCAAGCGAUUUAGAGGGAUCUGCCUAUAUUAAGGUGUCUAUUCAGAAACAAGCUUCAGAUAUAGGGGAUCUUGGUACAGUAAAUCUGUUUAAAAGAGCUCUUCCAAAAUCCAAGCCAGGGGCUCCACAUUGGCAAACCAAGCUAGAGACUGCGCAGAAUGUCCUUUUGUGUAAAGAAAUCUUUGCCCAGCUCUCUCGAGAAGCUGUGCAAAUUAAAUCUCAAAUUCCCCACAUAGUGGUGAAGAACCAAAUAAUUUCCCAGCCUUUCCCAGGCUUACAGUUGUCUAUUUCCUUGUGUCACUCUUCAAAUGACAAGAAAUCCCAAAAAUCUGCUUCUGAGAAGCAAAGUCCAGAAGAUCAUCUUUAUGCUCUAGAACAUAAUUUGCACCAGCUGAUCAGAGAGUUCCACAAACAGACCCUGAGUUCCACCAUGAUGCCUCACCCAGCGAGCGCACCUUUUGGCCAUAAGAGAAUGAGACUGGCAGGACCUCAGGCUUUCGAUAAAAAUGAAAUCAACUCCUUGCAACCAAGUGAGGGGCUGUUGGAGAAAAUCAUAAAGCAGGCAAAACACAUUUUUCUGAGACGCAGAACUGCUCGUACGAUUGACAGUCUUGCCAGCCGUAUUGAGGAUCCACAAAUCCAGGCCCACUGGUCCAACAUAAACGAUGUCUAUGAAUCGAGUGUCAAAGUUCUAAUCACCUCCCAAGGUUACGAGCAGAUAUGCAAGUCAAUUCAGCUGCAGCUGAAUAUUGGUGUUGAGCAGAUCAGAGUCGUACACAGGGAUGGAAGAGUGAUUACCCUGUCCCAUCAAGAACAAGAGCUACAAGAUUUUCUUCUCUCCCAGAUGUCGCAGCAUCAAGUGCAUGCAGUUCAGCAGUUGGCCAAAGUGAUGGGAUGGCAUGUGCUCAGUUUCAGCAACCAUGUGGGUCUGGGCCCAGUAGAGAGCAUUGGCAAUGCGUCCGCCAUAACUGUGGCAUCGCCAAAUGGAGACUAUUCUGUUUCAGUCCGCAAUGGUCCGGAAAGCGGCAGCAAGAUAAUGGUCCAGUUCCCGCGGUGCCAGUGCAAAGAUCUCCCCAAAAGUGAUGUGCUGCAGGACAGCAAAUGGAACUAUCUUCGGGGCCCAUUCAAAGAGGUUCAGUGGAACAAAAUGGAAGGGCGCAACUUUGUCUACAAAAUGGAACUCCUUAUGGCUGCCCUGACUCCCUGCUCAUAGGCUGAAGCAAUACACAGGACAGUUGUUUUGAUGCACGUAUAACAAAAGGGAAUGUAAUGAAGGAGCAGCACAGAAGCUUAGGAAAAUGUUGAUGUUGUAUUUCUGCGUGGUGUUGUCUGGUCCAAAUAAUUACAUGGACUUUUUUCUACACAGUUUAAAAAAAAACCCUAAUAAAAUGCUUUCAAAUAAAAAUCUUAAAUCUC